This is a messenger RNA of Coregonus sp. 'balchen', 1918 nucleotides long. The record is from the annotation of a GenBank genome assembly. NCBI's taxonomy places the organism in Eukaryota, Metazoa, Chordata, Actinopteri, Salmoniformes, Salmonidae.
AUGAUGUCUUUCAGGAUGGUCUCCUUGAUAGCAUCCAGGCUUGGCAAACUGUCAGUGAUGCCCACAGUGUCUACAAGGAACUGUAGUCGACAUGUCAGCAGAGAUGCCAGCAAGGCCUGGAUGGGACAGAGCCAGACACACAGGACCUCAGCCCACAGACACCGAGGGAAGGAGGAGAGGUUUGAAGAAGAAGAUCCAGAUAUGGACGAUGUAGACGACAAGGUCCAGGCUGUGCUCAGGUGAGAAACAUUUAUCCUAAACUGAACCAUAGGCUUAGCUUGGUCCCAGGUCUUUUUGAGCUGUCUUUCUGACAACAACCAUGAGACUGUUGGCGAUGCAUACAGCACAAACAGAUCUGGGACCACCAGGCUAUUGAAGGGUGCCAAUCUACACACCAGCCACUUUCACCCAGUCAGUGAUAGGCCUACACAGUAUCUAAGAUAAUAUCAUACAUUUAUUAAGUCAUCACUCCACACUCGUAAUGCAACUAGGCCUAAUGCCGUCUGUCAUCAUCUUCCCUGUGUAGUGAAGAGAGGAGGAGACGGAGGACGGUGAAGUACCAUAUAGUCAGGAGACAGCUGACUGAGUCUGGAGCUCCAGAGAGGAGGCUGAGUUGGGACGCCAUGGAGCAGGUCAGGUGAGGAAGGGUGAAAUGUUACAAAAUAUUCCGAAAUAAAUUACAUAUGUAUGACGUGUUUGAUUGUCUGUCAGGUAGACUAGGGAGUCGUGUCAGCUCUAUCUGCAAUGUUGUGAACAUUUUGCCUCAAUGACUGACUACACCAAUGACUGACUACACCAAUGACUACACCCCAGGUAUCUGAAGCAGGAGCUACCAGAGGAAUGGACCGUUGACCGUCUGGCCGAGGGAUUCUCCGUCCAUCGUGACGUCAUCCUACGAGUCCUGAGGAGCAAGUUCAUCCCCACCCCAGAGAGGAAAGCUAAACAGGACGCCAGCGUGUGGGCCAGGCUGAGACAGCAGGCUUUACCUGGUGGUGGAGGGUCAGGGGGACAGGGCAGGCAGCAAGCCCUACCUGGGGGUGGAGCAGGGGAACAGGGCAGGCAGCAAGCCCUACCUGGGGGUGGAGCAGGGGAACAGGGCAGGCAGCAAGCCCUACCUGGGGGUGGAGCAGGGGGGCAGGGCAGGCAGCAAGCCCUACCUGGGGGUGGAGCAGGGGAACAGGGCAGGCAGCAAGCCCUACCUGGGGGUGGAGCAGGGGGGCAGGGCAGGCAGCAAGCCCUACCUGGUGGUGGAGGGUCAGAGGGACCGGGCAGAUCACAGCUGCCUGGCUCUGGACACAGCAGUAGCAAACUAGCCAUGCUGCCCAUAGGAAGUGGCACUGGUGCCCUGGUCACCCUGGCUAGCCACAGUAGCCAGAGUCUGAUAGCCAGGGACUUGGAGGAUGGCCCUGACCCAAGAGCCAUGAUGACUACUGCCAAUAGUCCUGCUGCUCCUCUCAGCUCAGUACCCACCCAGCUCUCAACAUCACCAACCCUGCACAUCAGACGCACCUCAGGACAAGACAACUCUAGAGAGGAGUGGGAGGAAGAGGACAAUGUGUUGGAGAAGGUCGAGGAGAAAGAGGAGAGAUGGGAUGGAAGGGUGUUUUCAGAGGAAGAACUGGAGGAACUAAUGCUGUCAACAAAGCCCUCGCCGGUGGUACAGAACGGGAAAGAGUUCUUUGACAGUGUAGGAAACUUCCUGUACAGAAUCUGAGAUGGCAAAAUGGCACCCUAUUCCCUAUAUAGUGCACUACUUUUGACCAGGGCACUAUGUGUGCCAUUUUCAGAAGUAGCCUGAGAUUUUACAUUUACAUCAUUUAGCAGACGCUCGUAUCCAGAGCGACUUACAAAUUGGUGUUGUUAAUGUUGUUCAUAAAUACAAUGCAGUAGACUUCUGUUGGAAGAUGCCGGAGACUGA